Molecule: messenger RNA, 2465 nt
Organism: Glycine soja
Lineage: Eukaryota; Viridiplantae; Streptophyta; Magnoliopsida; Fabales; Fabaceae
Product: cellulose synthase-like protein E2
Exons: 9
Coding region: 256-1329 (357 amino acids)
Biological process (GO): plant-type primary cell wall biogenesis; cellulose biosynthetic process
Cellular component (GO): plasma membrane; trans-Golgi network
Molecular function (GO): cellulose synthase (UDP-forming) activity; mannan synthase activity
Source: RefSeq, a predicted model, not a curated record
UAGCAGGUGUAUCAUUGGCUUUCCUUGCCUUAUUAUAUUCUAUUAUAAUGGAACUCUUAUUAUAUUCUAUUACCACCAAAUUAUGCAGCAAUAUCCUUUUAAAAAAAGGCACGCUAACUCAAUGGAAAAUAAGUCAAUUAAAUACAAACUUUCAAAUGCCAAUAAUGCCUUAGUAUUGGCUACAAAUACCAAUGCAACUAAUAGCAAAAAAACCAAAUUGUGUAGAACAAGACACACAUAAUUAGCAUAGUUAUUAUGGGGAGGGUUGAGUACUCCCCAUUGUUUGAGACAAGAAGGUGCAGAGGAAGGUUCAUCUACAGGUCCUUUGCUAUCUCAUUAUUUGUGACCAUAUGCUUUAUAUGGCAUUACAGAUUUAGCCACAUAACAAAGGGUGAAGAUGGAAACUGGGCAUGGCUUGGUAUGCUUGCUUCAAAGCUGUGUUUUGGCUUUUACUGGGUCCUUACUCAAGCCCUUAGAUGGAACCUUGUGUUCAGACAACCCUUCAAAGACAGACUCUCUCAAAGAUAUGAGAAAAAGUUGCCAAGAGUGGACAUAUUUGUGUGCACAGCAGAUCCAGAUAUUGAGCCAGCAAUGAUGGUGAUUAACACAGUGCUAUCUGUUAUGGCUUAUGAUUAUCCAACUGAAAAAUUGAGUGUGUAUCUCUCUGGUGAUGCUGGAUCGCAAAUCACGUUCUAUGCUCUGCUAAAGGCUUCAAACUUUGCAAAACAUUGGGUCCCAUUCUGCAAGAGGUUCAAAGUGGAACCCAGGUCACCAUCUGCAUAUUUUAAAAGCAUAGUCUCAUCAGGUUACCCUACAGACCCAAGUCAAGCCAAAGAACUGGGAGCUAUUAAGAAUGGGAAGCAAAUGGUUGAAGAAGGGGCUUUGACAGCCUUAGCAUAUGUUGCAGAUUCUUCAGAGGUGCAAUUUCAGAAGUAUUAUGAUGUUGUGAUGCCAUACUUAAAAGCUAUUUUGGCGAACGCAAAUGAUAAAUCUAAUCAUAUGCUUCGAGCCAAAGCAAUGGAGUGCAUUAGUUUGGUAGGAAUGGUUGUUGGAAAGGAGAAGUUCAGGGAUGAUGCCAAACAGGUCAUGGAUGUCUUGAUGUCACUGCAACAAUCUCAACUGGAUGCUGAUGAUCCAACUGCAAGUUACAUGUUACAAGCAUGGGCACGGCUUUGCAAGUGCCUUGGGCAGGAUUUUCUCCCAUAUAUGGGUUUUGUGAUGCCUCCUUUGCUCCAGUCUGCACAACUGAAGCCCGAUGUGACCAUUACAUCAGCGGAUUCUGAUACUGAAUUUGAUGAAGAUGAUGACAGGGUCAAGUGCAAUACUUAAUCAAAUGGUGAGUUAACCCCUUUUUCUCAUUUGUAUUUUGUUCUUAUUUUCUGGACUGGGUUCUGAUGAAAGAUAAGGAUGUGACAAAUGAUGUUGUAAAAAAUAACGAGAGAUUCAAAGAAAAUGGGUGCAAAUGGGUUGAAAGAGGAUGUGGAUGUAUGGAUAUCAUUACUCAAACAGAAAAGGGCCUAAUGUGAAAUUUUUUAUAAAGAUGUAUCUUUUCUUACUAGUUUUUUUGCAUAUCACCAAAUGAAUGGGUGGCCUGGGACAACCAACACUUGGGAACCUCCAGAAAAUCUUGAGUCUAUUCCUGAUAUUGUUGAAGCUUUUGAGGAGAGCAAAUAGGUUUCUUAUAAGCAAGAGGUAAAAAGAUUGUAAUUAUCCUCUUAGCAAAGAAUGCCAGCUACACUUUUUCCAACCAAUAACAAACAUUGAUUGAAUGAGUGUCAGAGAAAGUGUUGUGAUUGUUGUUCAAGGAAAUGGAACUAGAUCAAAUUCAGGUGAUGCCAAUCUAGCUGCCUCCUCUAUUGCCAGGACCUAGAAGUAAAAAUGCACCAGGAAAUAAGACAAAUAUUAGUUGGAAACACGAUCAAUAGGUUUUGGGCAAUGGUAAAAAAAUUAAAUGUAACUAUUGCUCUAAGACUUUGUAUGGGGAAUUUUUAGAUUCAAGCAUCACCUUUGUAAAGCAUUUGAAGGUUCAUCAAGUUACUAUAUAUAAAGAAGGGAAGAAGGAUCACCAUUUACAUUUAUGGUAGAACAAUGUUUUUUAGCUUGUUGAAGAUGUUCACAAAAGAAGAGACCUUAUUAGGCCUAGUAUGACUAGAUUUUCCACAUUUUAUUUGACUUUAACUUCUCUUCAUGAAUUGAAAGCAUCAAUAAUGAGCAUGUUUAGCUCAUAAGAGUGAAAAACACACAAGUUUAGAACUUCACGGAAGGGAGGGGAGAAAAGUAGAUUGAAAAUGUGGUUUUAGAUAGUCAGUUUUGGAAGAAUAUAACUAUAUGCCUCAAAGUUGCUUCUCCUCUUAUGGUGAUCCUUCGAUAGGUGGAUUCAGAUGUAAAAUUCGUCAUGGGUUUCAUAUAUGAGGAGAUGGAUUGUGCAAAAGAGAAAAUUAAAUACUAUAUAACUUUAAUAACAU